Messenger RNA from Ctenopharyngodon idella (grass carp), 3806 nucleotides. Its product is annotated as myotonin-protein kinase. Gene Ontology annotation, cellular component: cytoplasm; cytoskeleton. Gene Ontology annotation, biological process: actomyosin structure organization; peptidyl-threonine phosphorylation. Bases 1067 to 3061 code for a protein of 664 amino acids. Gene Ontology annotation, molecular function: ATP binding; protein serine/threonine kinase activity. NCBI's taxonomy places the organism in Eukaryota, Metazoa, Chordata, Actinopteri, Cypriniformes, Xenocyprididae. The transcript is spliced from 15 exons. The record is from RefSeq and is a predicted model, not a curated record.
UGCAAGUUAUGACGCUCAAAGUUCAAUGCAAAGGGAGAUAUUUUCUUUUACAGAAAUUCCUUUUUAAGGACUACAAUGAGCUUCUUCCCUGGUUUGUGACAUCACUAACCCUAAAAUUUACAUAAAUAUGGCCCCGCCCCCUUUGUUGUGUGUUCUUGGGGGCGGGGCCAUGUUGAGCUGCUUUAGAGAAGAGGAAGAGUUGUUGUAGUAGAGUGUUGUUGACAUGCCGUCAUUUUACGCCGGACUGCUUCACAAACGAGGGUCAAUUCAACACAAAAGAUUAACAUGACGGCACAUGCUAGUGGAUGAGUUGAAUCAACUCCACAGCAACUACAUAAAUUUAUCCACUAACCAUUCAGAAACGUCCUAAAAGUUGUAACUUCUUCCUGAGUCUCUCCAUCAGUGUCGACUCCGGUUUGAACAAUGUAAGGCUGAACACCGUUACUGACAAUCCUCAUUUUGGCUGCGUGAGAUUCUCCAGCUUUGUUGUUGUUGAGCUGUUAAAGCUCCGCCCUCUUCUGGAAAGGAGGCGGGAGCAGCGGCUUAUUUGCAUUUAAAGGGACACACACAAAAACGUGUUUUUGCUCACACCCAAAUAGGGACAAAUUUGACGAGCUAUAAUAAAUGAUCUGUGGGGGAUUUUGAGCUGAAACUUCACAGACUCAUUCUGGAGACACCAGAGACUUAUAUUACAUCUUGUGAAAAGGACAUAAUAGUUCCCCUUUAAAUAAAUAAAUAUAUUACACACAUGCCCACACAAACACUCACUCUCUCUCACACACACAGAGUGAGAUCCGUGGACACAAGUCAAGCUGUCCAGUUCCUGUUGCUGUGUCACAUGCCUUUGUGCUGGAAAUGUGGAAAGUUCUCCAGAGUAAAACAGUUUACACUGUUGCCUUAGUCUCGCUCACAUUCCUGCAGCGACGAGAGCGGCCAAAGUCCAAGACUGGAAAACUUGCCUUAAAAAAGUCUCAAACAUGUGCGUGCUAUUUUUAGAUUCAUCUGUUCUAUUUCUGAGCUGCUCUCUUAAAGGGGAACGUGCCGGUGUUCUCUCGUGAAGACGGACAUGUGCAUGAGUCAGGUUCAUAUGAAGAUCAUUCUAGAGGAAAGCAAGAGCAUCCACUCGGAGCCUCUGGUCAGACAGGUGAAGAAGACUCGAAUAAGCAGGGAUGACUUUGACAUCUUGAAGGUGAUCGGCCGAGGAACCUUCAGCGAGGUGGCUCUGGCCCGGAUGCGAAACACUCAGCAGGUGUACGCGCUGAAGAUCAUGAACAAAUGGGACAUGCUGAAGCGUGGAGAGACCGCGUGCUAUCAGGAGGAGCGGGAGGUUCUGCUGAAGGGAGACCGUCGCUGGAUCACUGAGCUGCAUUACGCUUUCCAGGACGACAAUUACCUCUAUCUGGUCAUGGAUUACUAUGUCGGCGGAGACCUGCUGACGCUGCUGAGUAAGUUCGGUGAUCGUAUCCCAGAGGAUAUGGCUCAGUUCUACCUGGCUGAGAUGGUGAUGGCCAUCGACUCCGUCCACAGACUGGGUUAUGUGCACAGAGACAUUAAACCUGACAACAUCCUGCUGACGGCAGACGGUCACGCACGGUUGGGUGAUUUCGGCUCCUGUCUCCGUCUGGAGGAUGAUGGACUGGUCCACUCGUCGGUGGCUGUCGGCACUCCAGACUAUCUGUCUCCAGAGAUCCUGCGGGCGGUGGAGGGCGGCGGCGGCUACGGCACCGACUGCGACUGGUGGGCCCUGGGCGUCUGCGCCUACGAGAUGCUGCUGGGAACCACGCCGUUUUACGCAGAGUCCAUUUCUGAGACCUACGCUAAAAUAAUACACUUCAAGGAUUAUUUUGAGUUUCCCGCCGCGGGGUCGGAGGUGUCUGAGGAGGCGCGUUCACUGAUCGGCGGUCUGAUCUGCGACCGGAGCGAGCGGCUGGGCUCGCGGGGCUCCGGGGACUUCAGAAAACAUCCCUUCUUCUGCGGUUUGGACUGGAGUUCCCUUCAUCUCCUCCCUCCUCCGUACCAUCCCGACGUCUCCAACGCCACAGACACCUCCAACUUUGACGUGCUGGACGACUGUCUCAGCGACACGGAGAACCUGAGUGACGUGAUGGAGCGAGCGGUUGGAGUUCACCUGGCGUUUGUCGGAUACUCGUACACAGCCACCAGACAGACGGGAGCGCUGGACCGCAGUGGUGACAUCAUGAUGGAGAUCGACCAACCACAGGACAGAGAUUACCUCUACCUGCAGGGGAAACUGAAUCAGGUGUGGCGGCUCAGAGAUCGCAUCACUGCUGAUGUCACGGCGCUUCCAGAACUUCCUGCUGAGGACAGGAAUCUGGAGCUGGAGCUGGAGCCGGAGCCAGAGCUGGAGCUGGAGCUGGAGCCGGAGCCGGAGCCGGAGCUGGAGCCAGAGCUGAAGUUGAAGCUGGAGCUGGAGCCGGAGCUGAAGUUGGAGCCGAAGUUGAAGCUGGAGCCGAAGCCGGAGCCGGAGCCGAAGCUGGAGCUGGAGCCGGAGCUGGAGCUGAAGUUGAAGCUGGAGCUGGAGCUGGAGCUGGAGCUGGAGCCGGAGCUGAAGUUGGAGCUGGAGCCGGAGCCGGAGCCGAAGCCGAAGCCAAAGCCAGAGCCAGAGCCGGAGCCGGAGCCGGAGCCGAAGCUGGAGCCAGAGCUGGAGCUGGAGCUGGAGCCAGAGCUGGAGCUAAAGCUGGAGCCGAGCGACGCAUACGCUCAGGAGCUGCAGAGGCGGCUGAUCAAAGCUGACCGGAGGAACAGAGAACUGGAGCAGGAGAUGAUGGGACUGAGAGAGGAGAUCCUCAGACUGACGGCCGACAGGAACAGAGAGCUGUGUGUGUGUCCGCCGCCCGCCCGCUGCCUGGACGCCGCGCGGGAUAGCUCAGCGACGCCCCCUGCCUGCCAUUACCCGCUAGUGACGCCGCUGCUCCGCCACCUGCUGCUGUUCAACAGGGUGUGGAUGCCGCCGGUGAGGAGUGAGUCGUAUCUGCUGGUUUGUGUCGAAGGGACUGAAGUGCAGCUGUGGGAGCGUCGCUGUGGCUCUGAUCUCUCCUGAGGGACCCUAGAUAGUCUACAGCAGCUGAAGGACUGUGAUCUACUCCUCUAUGCAAUCAUCUGUUCUUCAGUUCCAGUCUUUAACAGCCACAUGAUUCAGUACACAGGGAGAAAUUCCCCAAUGCAUGGAUUUCUAUUGAAAUGACUGGAUUUCACACAUGGUAAACGUGACCACUGCUUGAUUGAGUGUUCAUGUGCAACUUCAGUCAGAAAGAGAUUUAUGUUUAAUCAACUCAGAAACAGCCACUGACUAUGAUUCACCAGUGACGUUUACAUGUGGUUUUAUUCUGAAAGCGAUGUUUAAAUGCGUCAGGCAUCAGAAUAAUCCUGUAAGUUUGCUGAUCUACUGCUGUUUCCCAAAAGAUUUCCAGAGAAACUCCAGAUGCUGCCGUUUGUUAUUCAGUAUGUGCGCAAAUAUUAGUUUCAUAACACUUUAAUUCAGACGCUUCACAACACCAACUCAUUAUUUUUCUUAGACUUUACAUUGUUGCAGCACCUGUUUUCACCCUCUGUCUGAACCGUCUGUUUUAGUUCCGGUUUCUUCUGAAAAGCGCAGUCUGCUCUGAUUGGUCAUUUAUAUCACACGUGUUUGUGUUCAUGAGUUCACUGCUCCAUCCAACUAUCAUAUACGGCAUUGUUAUUUACCAGAGGUAUAUUUUGUACAAAACAAGAAGUGAAGUUGUUUUAAGCAUUAAAAUUAUUUUGUUUGUGUUUGACGUAGAAAUAAAGUUGGCUUAUUUAUUUAA